AUGGAGACGGAAUACGUGAUAAAACCAGAAAAGAAAACACCGCAAAUAGAUACAUCAAAGUGGCCUUUACUUUUAAAAAAUUACGAUCAACUAAAUGUCAGAACGGGACAUUAUACACCGAUACCGAUGGGCUGUUCACCUCUUAAGCAUAAUACUUAUCGUUGCUAUGAUUACACUCAUAAUACAAAAAAAAACAGAUAUGGUGUAAUAAACUUGGAUAAGCCUGCAAAUCCAUCGUCACACGAAGUAGUCGCUUGGGUUCGUCGUAUACUUCGAGUAGAAAAAACCGGACAUAGUGGCACACUUGAUCCGAAAGUUACCGGUUGUCUGAUAGUGUGUAUAGAUCGUGCAACGCGUUUAGUAAAGUCACAACAGAGUGCAGGAAAAGAAUACGUCUGCGUAGUACGACUCCACAAAUCCAUCGAAUCCGGGCUAAAACUCGUAAAAGCACUCGAAACACUCACCGGUGCACUAUUUCAACGCCCACCGUUAAUAUCCGCCGUAAAACGGCAGCUGCGCAUUCGUACAAUUCACGAGGCGAAAUUAAUUGAAUAUGACGAGGAUCGUCAUUUGGGUGUGUUCUGGGUUAGUUGUGAGGCUGGCACUUAUAUUCGUACGUUGUGUGUACACCUUGGUCUGUUGCUUGGUGUCGGCGGACACAUGCAGGAAUUGAGACGUGUGCGGUCCGGCGCGAUGUCUGAGAAUGAUAAUAUGGUAACGAUGCAUGAUGUAUUAGAUGCUCAAUGGAUGUAUGAUAAUACCAGAGAUGAUUCCUAUCUUCGCCGAGUUAUCCUCCCCCUAGAAACACUGCUUACCUCAUAUAAGCGACUAGUCGUCAAAGACAGUGCUGUGAACGCGAUUUGUUACGGCGCAAAAUUUAUGAUACCCGGUUUACUUCGUUACGAAUCGAAUAUUGAAGUCAAUGAAGAGGUCGUGUUAAUGACGACUAAGGGUGAAGCUAUUGCGCUUGCUAUCGCUAUGAUGACGACUGCGGUGAUGGCUACUGUUGAUCAUGGUGUUGUUGCUAAAGUCAAGAGAGUUAUUAUGGAACGUGAUACUUAUCCGAAACGAUGGGGACUAGGUCCAAAGGCCAAGCAAAAGAAGAGUUUGGUCAAAUCGGGAAAAUUAGACAAAUAUGGACGCGUAACUGAAGCGACACCCGAAGACUGGAAAAGUUCCUACGUUGAUUACAGUGGGAAUAAUAUUCAGCAACAACCACAAUCACAACAACCACAGGCAACACCAGAGUCAACAUCAACUAUUCUUAUGCAAGAAAUAAAGAACGAGCCAUACAUGAAAAUUGAGCCUCCUCCUGCGACAAGUAGCACUACGCCUAAAAAGAGAAAAACACCACCGGAAUCAACAGAACCACAAGAAGACACAGCCGAAGAGAGCAGCAAAUCUCCUAAAAAGAAAUUGAAAAAACGUGUCAAAAAGGAAGAGGAAGAGAAACAGGACGCGACUUCUAUGAUUGCUGUUACACCGAUAACGACGAAAACAGCAGAUGAAGAAGCAGCCGAGAAGAAGGCUCGAAAGAAGGCCAAAAAGGAAAAGGAAAAAGAGGAGAAAUCUGAGAUCACCCAAGAAAAAAUCUAA
This is a messenger RNA of Ambispora gerdemannii, 1596 nucleotides long. NCBI's taxonomy places the organism in Eukaryota, Fungi, Glomeromycota, Glomeromycetes, Archaeosporales, Ambisporaceae. The record is from the annotation of a GenBank genome assembly.